CGCGCCCCCUGACGGGGCUGCCAGCGCCGCGCCCGGCCACAGCGCGCUCCCGCCGCCAUGUCGGCCCGGCGGCGGCGACGAGCGGCCGCUGACGAGGAGGAGGAGGAAGAGGAGAAGAAGGAGGCGGCGGAGGAGGAGGACGGCAGCGACAGAGAAGUGGAUUUGGAUGAAGGACUUGUUGAUUUGGAUCUCAGAAAUGAUUCUGAUACCCCUGAUGUUCCACCGCCAACAGACAGCACUCCAGAAAUCCUCAAAAGGGCUUUGUCAGGCUUGUCUGCCAGAUGGAAAAAUUGGUGGAUUCGUGGAAUUCUAACGCUAGCUAUGAUUUCUGUGUUUUUUCUGAUCAUAUACAUGGGAUCUUUCAUGCUGAUGCUUCUGGUCUUGGGCAUCCAAGUAAAAUGUUUCCACGAAAUCAUUACUAUAGGUUACAGAGUGUAUCACUCGUAUGAUUUACCGUGGUUCAGAUCUCUCAGCUGGUAUUUCUUGCUGUGUGUCAAUUACUUUUUUUAUGGGGAGACUGUGGCUGAUUACUUUGGUACAUUUGUUCAGAGAAGAGAACAGCUUCAGUUCUUAAUUCGUUACCACAGGUUCAUCUCUUUUGCACUCUACUUGGCAGGCUUCUGCAUGUUUGUUCUGAGUUUAGUGAAGAAACACUAUCGCCUGCAGUUUUACAUGUUCGCAUGGACUCAUGUCACUUUGCUGAUCACUGUAACUCAAUCUCAUCUAGUCAUCCAAAAUCUCUUUGAAGGCAUGAUCUGGUUUCUGGUGCCAAUUUCAAGUGUUAUCUGCAAUGAUAUUGCUGCUUACAUUUUUGGAUUCUUUUUUGGCAGAACUCCAUUAAUUAAGCUGUCUCCCAAAAAGACCUGGGAAGGGUUCAUUGGAGGCGGCUUCUCCACAGUUCUAUUUGGAUUUGUUUUUUCCUAUUUCUUGGCUCAGCAUCAAUACUUUGUCUGCCCAGUGGAAUAUAACAGUGAAACCAACAGAUUUGUGACAGAGUGUGAACCUUCAGAGCUUUUCCAGCUGAAGAAAUACUCUGUGCCACUAUUGCUUCAGGCUGUGUUGGGAUGGGAAACGGUGAAUAUGUACCCAUUCCAGAUGCACAGCAUUGCACUGUCAACAUUUGCCUCACUAAUUGGGCCAUUUGGAGGAUUCUUUGCCAGUGGAUUUAAACGAGCUUUCAAAAUCAAGGAUUUUGCGGACACAAUCCCUGGGCACGGUGGCAUAAUGGAUCGCUUUGAUUGUCAGUACUUGAUGGCUACUUUUGUUCAUGUCUAUAUCACCAGUUUCAUAAGGGGCCCAAAUCCCAGCAAAGUACUGAAGCAGCUGUUGGUCCUUCAGCCCGAGCAACAACUCAAUGUGUACAGAACCCUGAAAUCUCACCUUGUCGAAAAAGGGAUCCUGCGGCCAUCUUUGCGAGGAUAGUUUGUCAAAACAGAGGAAUGGUGAGAAAAAGACAUACAGACGUUGUUGUCUGUGGAAAAGCACUGUAAGUGUGCACAAAGGUAAUGGCUGAGGGAAGACUACAUCAUGAUCUGGAAGAGAUGAAUGUUUCUUUCCUUAAAGGAAUGAGAGUGCUGUGACUUUCCAAUAGGAUACAGGAGAACAGUUAUUCCUAAAAUAAUUAAAAUGCUUACAGAGUAACAGUACCCGUGCUAUGUAUUUUAUUUCCCGCAGUGAAUGGUAGCAGGCUGCCUUCAGCACUCAGCCUGACAACGUUUGUAUUUCAAGAAGUCCUUUUUAAGAUGUCCUGGAUUAGAACAGUAAGACUGAACUCCCCAUGAGCUAUACGUCCAGCAAACUUUAGUGAAAUUUCUCAAUUCACUGGUGGCUUUUAAUGAGUUCUCCAUUACUGUAUGUCAUAGCAAUAGUUUUUUGGUGUAAAGUGGUUACUGUAGUAAAAAUACAGAAGAGGAAGGCAGUUGCUCGUUUAACCAGCUGGGCGUUGAAGACAGAGUUGGCCAGAAAAUCCAUGUUUGCCUGGUCACAGCAGUGCUGAUGGACUGCUCUGUCAGACCUCCUAUAUUUACUGAGUCACUGUGAAGGUGAAACUUUGCUGUGCUUUUAACUAAUCAGCUUUCUUGUGAAACUACUUCAUCCUUUCGAGAGGGAGAUAUCUGUACUGGAGCAUACUGAGCUGAUUGGGCUGUGGAGCUGCUGUUUUUUAAAAUUAAUGUUAUGGACUGUAAAGAAGCACAUACGUCUGGGAGCAGUAAUUGCCUGAAGGUGGGAUUCUCCAACCCUGUAACCAGAUUGGAAAGAAUUUGGAGCUUAAGAUCUUGGUUUCCACAGGAUGAUCAGUGUCUGAAGACAUUAUGUCAAGCCUUAUUCCUUGUGCCUAUUUACUACUGUGUAAAAGGGGAUUUUUUUCUCCCUUUUAAAAGCACUUUGAGGUCAUGUUUUAUUCGUGUCUUACUGAGUGAAGGCAGAAACUUUUAUCUCAUGAAUGUGCGUGAUGCAAGAUGGUGCAUGGCUCUGCUGUUGCAUGGUACUGUUUACUAAGAGGAUCUUCAAGCAAGCCUGGGCAACAACAUAGGAUUCAAAUGAAUUUCUGAAGGAAGCAGCUACAGUGUAGGAUUAGUGGGAUACACGAGACAAGCUGAUGCUCUGCGUUUCUCAGUCCUGGCCGCUUUCUAACUUCUUAAUGCAAAUUAAAAGAAAAACUUUUAAGAAAUGAUAAAAAUGGUUCGUUUACAGACAGAAAGCACAAAUGCCAAUUCUAACUAAAUUCAGUAUGGUUUUUCGAACCAAUUGUGAGUAAGUUUCUCCUGCAGUGAA
This is a messenger RNA of Phasianus colchicus (ring-necked pheasant), 2775 nucleotides long. RefSeq names its product CDP-diacylglycerol synthase 1 (gene CDS1). Gene Ontology annotation, cellular component: endoplasmic reticulum membrane. The record is from RefSeq and is a predicted model, not a curated record. Lineage: Eukaryota; Metazoa; Chordata; Aves; Galliformes; Phasianidae. Gene Ontology annotation, molecular function: phosphatidate cytidylyltransferase activity.